AUGAGCGUUCCUACUAUCGCAAACACAAGGUUCCAACGAGAGCUCAGCAAGUCCGUCAUGGCAACUCAGGCAAUUGGCGGAGGAGGGUUUUUGGGAAGAUACAUUGUCGAAGCUCUGCUAGCCCGUGGAGAACGAAACGUCGCUAUAUUCGAUAUAAGACAAUCCUACUCGUUAGCCAACGCCAAAUUCCAUAUCGGAGACAUUACCAAUAUUGACAAUGUCAAUGAAGCUUGUCAAGGAAAAUCAGUCGUCAUUCACUGUGCAUCGCCUAUUCACGGUGCAGAUGCCACCAUAUAUAGGAAGGUCAACGUAGAUGGAACCAGGAAUGUCAUUGAUGCUUGUGUCAAACAAGGUGUUCGCAAACUGGUCUAUACUAGCUCAGCUUCGGUCAUCUACAACGGAAACGACUUGCAUGGAGCUGACGAGACUGUACCUAUCUGUGAAGUGCCUAUGGAUGCUUACAACGACACAAAGGCUCAAGCGGAGGUCAUGGUAUUAGCUGCUAACGCCAAAGGAAAUCUACUGACUACUGCUUUACGACCAUCUGGUGUAUUUGGUCCACGAGACACUCAAGUCAGUUAUGGAAUGGUCCAAGCUGCUAAACGUGGUCAAACUGGAUUCAUGUUGGGCGACAACUCUACUCUAUUCGACUUUACCUAUGUCGAGAAUGUAGCUCAUGCUCACAUUCUAGCUGCCGACAAGUUGGAGGCUAGUGGUGUUGCUGGAGAGGUAUUCAUCAUAACCAACGAUGAACCAAUGUUCUUUUGGGAUAUGCCCAAAGCAUUAUGGGCCGGUCUAGGUCACAAAAACACUAUGGGAAUACGUAUCCCAUUCCCAAUAGCAUUCUUCAUCGCCUACAUCGUCGACUUUUUCGUUUGGGUGCUCAGACCAAUCAAAAAGCUUGACCCUACGUUUACUGUAUUCAGAAUCACUCUGUUUGCACGCAAUCGUUACUUUUCUUGUGAAAAAGCCAAGAAGAGGUUGGGGUAUAAGCCCCCGGUCACUAUGGAAGAAGGUAUUCGACGAACUGUUGAGUACUGGAAGGAGGUUGAGCGAUCCAAAACUACCAAAUCGGAAUAA
Synchytrium microbalum is the source of this 1080-nucleotide messenger RNA. RefSeq lists its product as uncharacterized. Gene Ontology annotation, molecular function: 3-beta-hydroxy-Delta5-steroid dehydrogenase (NAD+) activity. The record is from RefSeq and is a predicted model, not a curated record. Gene Ontology annotation, biological process: steroid biosynthetic process. NCBI's taxonomy places the organism in Eukaryota, Fungi, Chytridiomycota, Chytridiomycetes, Synchytriales, Synchytriaceae. The transcript is spliced from 5 exons. The coding region runs from base 1 to 1080 and encodes 359 amino acids.